AGAGAGAGAAAAAGUCCACACAGACUUCUCUUUGUUGCUGUUCAGAAGUUCGGCAGACAGAUCACAGCCUCUCAGAAAUGUUGGUGAAAACAUCCCUGCUUUUGUGCUUGCUCCUGCUAGGCCUCACCCUGGGGAUUGAGAGCGAAAGUGAGCGGAAGGUGAGAAAAGAACAAAAGGGAAAAGAGCCUCCUCGCAACAAAGCGCGCGCUGACGGUGCCCGUGGAGGUGGUGUUGGUGGUGGUGUUGGUGGUGGAGGUGGCAGCAGCAGCAGCAGUAGCGCGGCAGCCACGGCUCGAGCCGACGCCAAAAACGGGCCCGGGCAAAACAAAGGCCAAGCCAAGAGGCUGGGGAGCGACAAAGUGGCGGCGAGUCAAAAGAAAGCGGCGGGGCCGCGGAACGACGCCGGCUGCGCUGCCGUCGGUGGCAUAUGCCAACGCAACACCUACGUGUGCCAAGGCAGAUACCUAAAGGAGAAGUGUGCCGGCUCGCCAGGACGCCAGUGCUGCAUGCCAGCAGGGGCCUGGGACGUCUUCUGUGCUGGCCACCACCACAACCGGGUGAGGGCCUGUGACGGGUUUGGCUGUGGAGCGUUCAACUCUGUUAGUCAUGGUGGUGCUCGUCUCAAAGGAGUUGACAUUGUGUGUGACGAUUACGGCCAGAUCAAUGCCCCUUUCACCGGUACACUGGGUGGUCCUGUUGGCCACCGCGAAGCUGAUGGCAUCCAUUUUGAUGGCGUUAAGCUCUCCAACUCCGUGCACUGUGUGAAGAUCUUCCACAUCCGCCCCCUUCGCUACACGGGGCCCAUCUCUCAGGGCGAGACGCUGGGCUACCUGCUGCCUCUGCAGGAGAGCUUCUCCGGCAUCACCUCACAUCUGGAGCUGCAGAUGUGCGACCGGUCCGACCCCACGGCCUUCAUCUGAAA
This is a messenger RNA of Sardina pilchardus (European sardine), 922 nucleotides long. RefSeq lists its product as uncharacterized. The coding region runs from base 78 to 920 and encodes 280 amino acids. The transcript has 6 exons. The record is from RefSeq and is a predicted model, not a curated record. Lineage: Eukaryota; Metazoa; Chordata; Actinopteri; Clupeiformes; Clupeidae.